Micropterus salmoides (largemouth bass) is the source of this 6215-nucleotide messenger RNA. RefSeq names its product inositol polyphosphate phosphatase-like 1a (gene inppl1a). The record is from RefSeq and is a predicted model, not a curated record. The coding region runs from base 39 to 3821 and encodes 1260 amino acids. NCBI's taxonomy places the organism in Eukaryota, Metazoa, Chordata, Actinopteri, Centrarchiformes, Centrarchidae. The transcript has 27 exons. Gene Ontology annotation, biological process: phosphatidylinositol dephosphorylation. Gene Ontology annotation, molecular function: phosphatase activity; protein binding.
AGCAGCUUGAGUUAAACCCGGUUUGAAGGGCUGUGGUCAUGGCCGGGGGUGGUGGAGGAGGUGGUGGGGUUUCUCCGUUGGGGCCCGCACCGCCGAUGUGGUAUCACCGGGACCUGAGUCGAGCUGCUGCCGAGGAGCUGCUUGCUCGGGCCGGGAGAGACGGCAGCUUCCUGGUGCGGGACAGUGAGAGUGUCAACGGGGCUUACGCUUUGUGUGUACUGUAUCAGAAGCAUGUCCACACUUACAGAAUUCUCCCAGAUGAGGAAGGAUUUCUGGCUGUACAGACAUCUCAGGGUGUGCAACCUAAGCGUUUUAAGACAUUACCAGAGUUGGUGUCAUUGUACCUGCAGCCCAGCCAGGGUCUGGUCACCACCUUGCUUUACACUGUGGACAGAGAGGAAACUGCUGUCAGCGAUGACAGGGACUAUUCAGAUGGGGAGGAUGAGAAGCCACCCCUCCCCCCUCGUUCUGCCUCCACCUCCACUCCCCCAGGACCAGACACACCUACAGACAGUGCUCCAGCAGCUAACGGCCUGAGCACCAUCUCCCACGAAUACUUGAAGGGCAGCUAUGCUCUGGAUCUUGAGGCAGUCAAACAGGGAGCCUGCUCCCUGCCUCACCUCAACAAGACACUAGUGGCCUCCUGCAAACGCCUUAAUGGGGAGGUGGAUAAGGUGCUGACUGGUCUGGAGAUCCUGUCUAAAGUCUUUGAUCAGCAGAGCGCUUUCAUGGUCUCCAAGAUGAUCCAACAGUCGGUGAAUCAGGGUGGAGACCAGGAGUUGGAGAAUCUCGUGACCAAGCUAGCAAUUCUCAAAGACCUGCUGUCCUCUAUAGAGAAGAAGGCUCUAAAGGCUCUCCAGGACAUGAGUUUAUCCUCUCCCUGCCCCCUUCCUCCCCUCUCCAUGCGUCACAGCAAAGCCAUUCCUGUGCAGGCCUUCGAGGUAAAGCUGGAUGUUUACCUGGCAGAGCUGACAAAGAUAGGAAAGAGCCAGAAGUAUACUCUGUCUGUGGACGUGGAGGGAGGACGACUGGUGGUGAUGAAGAAAGUGAAGGACAGCCAAGAGGACUGGACCACCUUCACACAUGACAAAAUCCGUCAGCUGAUCAAGUCUCAGCGGGUGCAGAAUAAACUGGGCAUUGUUUUUGAGAAGGAAAAGGACAAGAGCCAGAGGAAAGACUUCAUAUUUGCUAGUGCCAAGAAGCGGGAGGCAUUUUGCCAGCUGCUGCAGCUGAUGAAGAAUAAACAUUCCAACCAGGACGAGCCAGACAUGAUCUCCAUCUUUAUAGGCACCUGGAAUAUGGGCUCAGUGCCAUCGCCUAAGUCUGUGGCCUCAUGGGUGUUGUGUCGCGGCCUCGGGAAGACUCUAGACGAAAUGACGGUCACCAUCCCCCAUGACCUUUAUGUGUUUGGCAGCCAAGAAAACUCUGUGUGUGAUCGUGAGUGGGUGGAGUCGCUGCGUGCCAUGUUGAAAGAACAGACAGAACUGGAUUAUAAACCGAUCGCAGUGCAGACUCUGUGGAACAUAAAAAUUGCCGUGUUGGUGAAACCGGAGCACGAGAACCGGAUCAGCCACGUGGGAAUGUCCAGUGUCAAGACGGGCAUCGCCAACACACUGGGCAACAAAGGAGCUGUGGGUGUGUCCUUCAUGUUCAACGGGACAUCUUUCGGCUUUGUGAAUUGUCACUUGACAUCAGGAAAUGAGAAGAUAGCCAGGAGGAACCAGAACUAUCUGGAUAUCCUACGGCUGCUCUCCCUAGGAGACAAGCAGCUGAGCUCCUUUGACAUCUCACUGCGCUUCACACACCUUUUCUGGCUGGGAGACCUCAACUACAGGCUGGAUAUGGACAUACAGGAGAUUUUAAACUACAUUAACAGGAAGGAGUUUGACCCCCUGCUGAAGGUGGACCAGCUCAACCUGGAGAGGGAGAAGAACAAAGUGUUUUUACGCUUCGCGGAGGAAGAGAUCGCAUUCCCACCCACCUACCGUUAUGAACGUGGCUCACGGGACACAUAUGUCUGGCAGAAGCAGAAGGCCACAGGGAUGAGGACUAAUGUUCCCUCCUGGUGUGACAGGAUCCUGUGGAAGUCAUACCCAGAAACGCACAUUGUCUGCAACUCCUAUGGCUGUACAGAUGAUAUAGUGACCAGUGAUCAUUCCCCAGUGUUUGCUACCUUCGAGGUGGGGGUGACCUCCCAGUUUGUCUCCAAGAAAGGUCUGCCAAAAUCUUCAGAGCAGGCCUACAUUGAGUUUGAGAGCAUUGAGGCCAUAGUGAAGACGGCGAGCAGAACCAAGUUCUUCAUCGAAUUCUACUCCACCUGUCUGGAAGAGUUCAAGAAGAGCUAUGAGAACGACAGUCAGAGCAGUGACAACGUCAACUUCCUGCGUGUGGGCUGGUCCAACAAGCAGCUAACGACGCUCAAACCUCUCCUCUCGGAGAUCGAGUACCUGCAGGACCAGCAUCUGCUGCUCACAGUGAAGUCACUGGAUGGAUACGAGUCCUACGGAGAGUGUGUGUUGGCUCUGAAGUCUAUGAUUGGCAGCACAGCACAGCAGUUCCACACCUACCUGUCCCACCGUGGUGAGGAAACAGGAAAUAUCAGGGGUUCCAUGAGGGUCAGAGUGCCUUCCGAAAGGAUGGGCACCAGGGAGAGACUCUACGAGUGGAUCAGUGUGGACAAGGAUGAGACAGGCGGACCAAAAGGGAAAUCCACUUUGGUAUCCAGAGUGGGACACGAAUACGUCAAGCCAUCUGUAGUUCGUAAACAGCUUGGGGAGCUGGGAAAGGUCAGUGAGGAGGGAGAAAGGAGCACCAAAGAUGAAACAGCUGCAAGGCCUAAACAGGAUGCACCUGACGGUGAUCCAUCCAUCAGCAAGAACAGCUACAAUAAUCCCGCCUACUACAUCCUGGAGGGCGUUCCCAACCAGUCGGCAGCUGCUCUUUCACCUGAGCUUCUCCCAUCUCCUACCUCUGCAAAUCCCCAGGUAGCUAAAGUCACUCCUCCCUCAGCUGGAGCUCGAACCAAACCCCCACCUUAUGUGGCCUCAGGGUCCUGUCAUGCACGCAGACCCAUGACGGGGCACCCGGUCCGUGCUAUCAGCGAGGAGGGCUCCUCAGAGGACGAUGGUGGCGUCUGUGUAGCAGGAGCGCAGGGGGGCGGUGUUGGAACAACAGUUGGAAGCACACUAAAUCGACCCCCUCCUGACUUCCCCCCUCCUCCUCUCCCUAAGGGAGCUUUGGAGAUGGUUACAGAGGCCCCCUUCCCAAAACCUCGCCCUCUUUACCCAGAUUUAGCUGAGGUCAGGAUCCCAGCAGCCAGUCCUGCUGCCCCGCUGGCCCUCGGAGAGGGUUUUAGACGAGGAGGUGGGGGAGUUGGCGUUGGACCAGGGGCACUGGACGACCAGUCGUGUUCUGUGCUCCAGAUGGCAAAGACACUGAGUGAAAGUGAGUUUCCUGGGCAGCCUCCGCGCGCUCCUUCUGCUCCGCCGCCUCUUAGAGGGCAGCCGACGGGUUUAGGUCUGGACGCGUGCCGCACCUUCCCACCCAGAAAUGCCAUCACAGAGAGCAUCGCAGAAGACAUGCCAGAGGAGGCACUCUGGGGCAGCAGUAGCUCAUCUUUGUCUGUUGGGGAGUCCUCAGUAGGGGAGUGGCUGCAGAGACUGGGACUAGAGAGGUAUGAGCAGGGUCUUCUACACAACGGCUGGGACGACCUGGAGUUCCUCAGUGACAUCACGGAGGAGGACCUGGAGGAGGCGGGAGUGCUCGACCCCACCCACAAGCGAAUCCUGCUGGAGAGCCUCAGGCAGCAGCAACAGAAAUAAACUGUAUCCAACUGGUCCAAACCGGUCCUGGUACCAGACUAGGUCCAAAGAGGGUAGAUCUCAGCUGAACUGAACUGAGCUGGAACGUGCCAAUCGAUGCCAGACUGUGCCUUCUGAGAGAAAUUGCACUCUAUUUGUACUUUCAAAAAAAUACUUUCUUCAUCCUUUUUCACAUGUACUGUAUGUGUGUUGCGGUUGAGGUGGCCUUAUUUAAUGAGAAUCAUUUGAGUCCUUCAAGCAUCACUACAUAACCCCUCGGCUUUAAACCUAGCUAGAAGAUGCAGGAUGAGAUAAUAUUGUUUUUCUGGCCAGACAGAAUUGGAGAUACGUCUCACGUGUUGAGCAGCUGAUGCCUUGAUGUCGUGUCAUGUGUGUCGUUCCACCAGUUCUGACCUGCAGCUUCAAGCUAGCGUUGACACUCGUCUUCCCUUUCUUUGUCCUGAGAAACCUAAACUGAGGAGUGACCGAGUUUAAGACUCUUCACGCAUGGGAAAUUGCAGACUUUCAAGUUUAAAGCUGGAAGGACUUUUUGUUGGAAAGCAGAGCCUUGAAAACACACCGUCUGUGUUUUGUAGUUCAGACAGCAAAGUGCUCUUCUCUGAGUCUCAGGUUCUCCCCCACUUAAGGUCACAGGCAGAAGUGUGUGGGAAUUGAGAGCACUCAAGGGUAAUGUCAGCCCACAGCUCGGGCAGUGUGACCCCCUUGCUUCUGUGACGGUGGCGGACAGGAAGUGGUGACAGCAGAGGAGCUAGCCCUCACUCGCAUCAGGCUAAAGUUGCCUCAACUUUUGUGAUGAUGUUUGGGCCACUGUUGUUUAAAUGGUGGUAUUUAUUGUGCCCGUGUCUCUGCACAUAUUUAUGUUUUACUUGUGUUUGUUUUUUAUGAUAAAGGGAAUAUGGAGCAAACCAACCAAACCAGUCCAUUCAGAGCUAAAAGUGCAAAAUUUAACAGCGCCUGCCCCAGGUGUGAUUUUUACACACUCGGCACUGACAUUUCGGCUUUAUUGACUGUGAUUUCUGACAAUUGCAAAGUGUGACAAGUUAGUAACAUUAUAUUUCCAGAAACCCUUAAAUGACACGUGCAGCACAUGGGUUCUUGACACAGCAUUUGGUUGACUGGUCAAGAUAAUAAAGUAGGUAAGGCAAUAAAAUCACAAGUAUACACAAGGGUAAUAAAUGCUGCACCAAAGUGAAAUGUCACUUUGAAGAUUUAACCCAGUGCAUGUCUCACCUUAAUUGUCUGUGAGUACUUUAAAUUUUAAUUUACAGAAAAAGACAAGUCUAUUUUAGAAUCACUUGACCCGGGUUUGACCCAUUUCAUUUUAAUUCUUGUAAAUGAAGCAGUGUUCAGGGAUUUGAAUAACAUAGCCAAAUAGAUGAAGUAGUUGUUGUUAUACUGAAGAUUUACUAAGCCAUCAUAUUGUCAUUGCAUUGGAGAAACCAUUUGUCACCAAAACAUUUUUCUUUCCUGUAAUAUAGCUACUUUGACAGAUUUGUCUUAUUUUAAUUUGUUUGUUUUUUGUUACAUUACUAGAGACAUGAGAAGACGUAAAAAACAAAGAACUAAAAUCUAUGCAGGACACAGAUGGUGUGAGGGCUGUUGUUGUUCCACGAUUUAACCAGCAGGUGCCGCUGCUUCGCCAUAAAUUUAAUCAAUAGAUGCUCACUAUUGAAACUAAGACACAAUAUAUAUGUAAGACAAAAUCGAGUCAUGUUCAGUGAAAGGAGUUGUACUUUAUAGUUAUUCUCCAUGGUUUGUUUAUAUGUCCUUUAGCAGUUACACAUCCGUGAGUUAACUUACCUGUUUGUGUUCAGACUGCCUUUAUUUGUUCUUAAUUUAAAUCCUGCCUCCUCUUCUGCCCGUGAGACUAGAAGCCCAGCCGAUAAACCGUUUAUCGUUGUUUUUUAAGGGAUGCUUACGUGGCUUCACGUAGACACACCGGACACCUUUCCUUACCUACCGGAACCAGACCUCUAAAGUCUGUUGUUGCAUAACUGGGACACAAAUACAUCCUUGAAUUAUGUUGCUUACACACACACAGCCUUAGAUUCAGCUAUCCGCCUGUGUGACGUGUUGUGCAAUGUGUCUAAUCCUUUAACAGCCAAACAACGAGAACUCAGAGAAAAACCUGUUAAAUCUUUUUAAGCCGUUUUGGCCUUUCAGCGUUCUUGGUUAUGUGUGUAUGUGUGUGUGUGUGUGUUUGUUUGACUGUGUGUGUGUGUGUUUGCGUGCGUGUGUAUGAGUGAAAAAGAGACUUGUUUUCUCUGACACACUCCAUUUUAUCUUGUUCUUUCAUGUAGUCUCCUCUUUUGGUUAUGUUAAUGUAAGUUGUUCAGCCGAGUAAUUUUGUCGUUGUUGUUUUUUUUUUCAAUUAAAAUCUAACAUAUUUACUUA